UUAGUUUUGGGGGCAGCGGAGCCGCAGGACAUCUCUCCCCACGUUAAAACCCGAACCCCGGCGCUUGAACCCAGCCGUGAACGGUUAACCACCGGCUGUUGUUGUUGUGGUGACUUCCACGGCACAGUGAGCGUGUAGCUCCGAGAAACACCGGAUACGACAACCGUUACCGGGAGAGAGACUUCCGCUGAGAAGCCCGGCGGGGGAAAAUCGUCUCAGUCGAUAUUUAUUGGAAAGCGUCGGCAUGUAGCUGCACGGUGUACAGGUUGCCAGGCUGUCCGUCAUGAAGAAGAGAGCCAACAAGGUGCAAGAGGAGGAGGAGGAGGAGACCUUGUGCUGCUGCGAGUAUGUGAACAGACACGGAGAGCGCAGCCAUGUAGCAGCCUGCUGCUGCGACUGCGAGGACCUCGAUGACGCUUGCGACAGGUUUCUGAAGAGGGAGCCUCAGAAACCUGAGUCCCUAUCACAGGUGACAGAAGUUGUCACCGACCGGAUUCGUGUGCCCUGGCUGUGGGGCGGAGCCCGCAAAGUGGACCUGUCCGUCAUCCCGCCUCUCAUUCUCCUUCCUGUGCUGCUGCACCUCGCUGCUCUCCACUUCCUGCUUGGCAUUGUGGUGCUGACAGCUCUGCCCGGCCUGGUGCUGUGGUACUACUACAUCACCCACCGCAAGAAGGGACGGACACUCUUCUUCCUCAGCCUGGCCCUCUUCUCCCUGGCUUACAUGUACUACUUGUUCAUCACAGAGGUGCUUCCCCGCGGCGAUAUCGGCCUGGUCCAGCUAUUGGUGGUAACUGCAGGGGUCAUCUUCACCCUGUUAGCUCUUGUCUACACUAAGAGAGAACCUGGCAUUGUGCUGCCAAACCAAAAGCUCGUCCACAGCACGGUGACUUAUUACAGCCCUCUCGCAGACAGAGACCCCGCCGUCAAUGGGGGGACGCAGGAAGUGACGAUGACAGUACUCAACCGGGCGGGAUCGUCGGCGCAGUCGGGGCUGGAGCUGAAGGAAAGCAGCCGAAAGAACUGGUGUCCAGUGUGCAGGGUGGUGCGGCCCCCAAGGGCGGGACAUUGUCGGAUCUGUGGCGUCUGCGUUCUGCGUCUCGACCACCACUGUGUCUGGAUAAACAGCUGUGUGGGGCAGUCCAAUCACCGCAGCUUCCUGCUUACACUCGUCCUCUUCCUAUUGACGUCUCUGUACGGGAUCAGCCUGGUGCUGCAGAGUGUGUGUCCGAGACAACACCUCCUCACCGCCCUUCUGUAUUGCCCGGGGGUCUACAACCAGUACAGCACUGCACUUUGCUUCACCUGUGCCUGGUACAGCAGCAUCGUGACUGUUGGGCUGCUUCACCUGCUGCUGGUGCAGGUCAUCAACGUCAGCUACAACGUGACCGAGCGCGAAGCACGCAUCGCUUUGCGAGACAAAACGGCUCGCAGCGCCUACUGGGGACUCGUCGUGGACACCGGUGUCUACUCUCGAGGCUUCCGUGGCAACUGGGCCGAGUUCAUGACCAUGGGAGACAAACUGAAUCCUCCCUCUCCCGCCCCAACAGACCUGGUUGCCUUGGUGGGAGCCAACAAACGAAAAAUGUGAGAAUGAGUGAUCUGCUGAUCCUCAUAGGGACAUUGUCUUUGAGCACAGCAGCAUAAUGAUGCCUCUGGAGCUGGUCAGUCCUGCCCAAAACAUUUCAUGGAUGGUCUCUGCACACUCCUCCUCCUCCAUCCUCCACAAACACUAAACUGCAGCGUUUACAAAGGGGAAGACCCUCCUUGACCUCGUGAAAUGAGUCACGGAUAUUUUAGCACAGGCAAAUGAAACCUCUCAGCACAAGCCAGAUAGUCAGCCUGUCAUCGCAUUAAACAUAAUGACAGAUUGCAGUUGUGAAUAUAUUAAAAGUUACUUUCACUCUUUUGAGGUGGUUCAGACUGACUCCUGAAAACAGCAAAUAAAUCAAUACUCAGUAAUGUACUAUCGCAGCUCUUUAGUCGUCAGAGGGACUGAAAGUUCUUUCUUUUUCUUAAUUGUAUUGGCCCAGUUGUGUGUUUGUAUGAAA
Molecule: messenger RNA, 2048 nt
Organism: Seriola dumerili (greater amberjack)
Lineage: Eukaryota; Metazoa; Chordata; Actinopteri; Carangiformes; Carangidae
Gene: zdhhc23b
Product: zinc finger DHHC-type containing 23
Exons: 6
Coding region: 284-1588 (434 amino acids)
Biological process (GO): peptidyl-L-cysteine S-palmitoylation; protein targeting to membrane
Cellular component (GO): Golgi apparatus; endoplasmic reticulum
Molecular function (GO): protein-cysteine S-palmitoyltransferase activity
Source: RefSeq, a predicted model, not a curated record